GACAUAAUUACCAAAGUGCCCUUAUGAACAAUACGUCAAUAUAAGCGCUGACUUAAAAACCCUAAACCCACUUCUUCGCUGUCUCUUUUCGUUUCUCCAUUCUCGGCAACUCAGCAGACCGAAACAGAACUUAGGUUUUCGUGGGUGCUAAGUUGGAUUCUUGGUUUUGUUUACUGUAACUUUAACUUUAACGCUAAUGGCCUCCUGUGAAAAACGCACAAAUGGUUGUCUUUUAGCCUUCUUAUUUAUGCUAUGAACUGAAGAUGUAAUUUUAUGAACUGGGGAUUUAAAAAUAAGUGGCUAUAUAUAUGUAUAUAUAAUGGAUUCAUUUUAAAAACUCCUAAAUGUUGAAUUUUAACUGUUUUUUUUUUAUGGUUAUGAAUUGAAGAGGUAAUUUUAUGAAUGGGGCAUUAGGAAAGGAGUGGUUUUUCUUCAUGUUCGGGCCUUUAUUAUUAUGAUUAUUUGGUUUGAAGUUUGAUUAUGUCGUUGAUAGUAAUUUUAUGGUGAUAGUGUUUUAGGUCUGUUUUUCUUGAGGGUUGAGACAUGCUUGUGUUGUUCGAGACUCCGGCAGGAUUUGCCCUUUUCAAAGUCUUAGAUGAAGGGAAGUUGAAUAAAGUUGAGGACUUGUCAAAGGAAUUCUUGGCUCCUGACUCUGCCAGAAAGGUUGUGUCGUUGAAAGCCUUUUCCAAGUUUGAAAACACUGCAGAAGCUUUGGAAGCUGCAACCAAACUACUUGAAAGUGCACCCAGUAAAGGCCUGCGCAAGUUUUUGCGUGCGCAUUGUGAUGGUGAAACACUUGGAGUGGCUGAUUCAAAGCUUGGAAAUGCAAUUAAGGAAAAACUGAAAAUUGAUUGUGUUCACAAUAAUGCUGUUAUGGAGUUGCUGAGAGGUGUGAGAACUCAGUUGACAGAACUCAUAUCUGGUCUAGGUGCUCAAGAUUUAGCUCCGAUGAGUUUGGGUCUUUCACAUAGCCUUUCUAGAUACAAGCUAAAGUUCAGUGCUGAUAAGGUUGAUACAAUGAUUGUUCAAGCCAUUGGUUUGCUUGAUGACCUUGAUAAAGAGCUCAACACAUAUGCAAUGAGGGUUCGUGAAUGGUAUGGUUGGCAUUUUCCAGAGCUUACCAAGAUCAUACAAGACAAUAUCAUGUAUGCCAAGGCAGUAAAACUAAUGGGUGACCGUGCUAAUGCUGCUAAGCUCGACUUCUCAGAGGUAUUACCAGAAGAGUUUGAGACAGAAUUAAAGGAGGCAGCAGUCAUAUCCAUGGGGACUGAAAUUAGUGACCUUGAUCUGACAAAUAUCAAAGAUUUAUGUGAUCAGGUUCUCAAUCUUUCUGAAUACCGAGCUCAGCUAUAUGAUUAUUUAAAGAGCAGGAUGAACACUGUUGCACCAAACUUGACUGCUCUUGUCGGUGAACUUGUUGGUGCUCGUCUCAUUGCUCAUGGUGGCAGCUUAAUAAAUCUUGCCAAACAGCCUGGUAGUACUGUUCAGAUUCUAGGUGCGGAGAAGGCUCUCUUCAGAGCUCUCAAGACAAAGCAUUCGACUCCCAAAUACGGACUCAUCUACCAUGCAUCCUUGGUUGGUCAGGCAGCUCCAAAACACAAGGGGAAGAUUUCCAGGUCCCUUGCUGCAAAGGCUGCAUUGGCAAUUCGUUGUGAUGCACUUGGAGACGACCAAGAUAACUCUAUGGGACUUGAGAACCGAGCCAAGCUUGAAGCAAGAUUAAGGGCUCUUGAAGGCAAAGAACUGGGACGUUCUGCCGGGUCGGCUAAAGGCAAGCCUAAGAUAGAAGUCUAUGACAAGGAUCGGAAGAAGGGAGCUGGGUUGAUUACUCCUGCUAAGACAUACAAUCCUGCAGCAGAUUCUGUUCUCAGUCAAAUAACAAACACCGCUGCACUUAAUGAACAAGACACAGUCCCGAAGAAGAAGAAGGUUGAGGCCGAACCUCCACAGAUGGAGAAAGCAGCUGAGCUACCUGCAAUUGAAGCUAAGAAAGAGAAGAAGAAAAAGAAGAAAGCUGAUAAGGAAGCAGGUUUGCCAACUAAUGAAAAUGAACCUGAAAGCGAAGAACCUAUGGAGAAGGAAAAGAAGAAACAUCAGACCAAGGAUGUAGAGAAUGCUGAAGUAGGAGAGAAGAAAAAGAAAAAGAGAAAGCACGAAGAACAAGAAGAUAAAGAAUCUGAAGUGCAGACCAAGAAAGAGAAAAAGAAGAAGAAGAAGAAGACUGAAGAUUGAGAAAAAUCAAAGGCCUUACGUGGUGAUUGACUACCAGACAAAUUUUGGGUAAGAAAAUAGAAUAGAACUUAUGCUUGUAAAAUGUGGUAUUUUGUUGGGUUAAUCAUCUGGGAAUAUCAAAACAAUUUUUUGUUAUCCUUUUAAUUUGAGUUUAAUAUCUUCUUGCAAUGAUAUGGAAAUGGUAACCAAGAGCCUCCAUUGGUUACUCUUGAAGGAAUGAGAUGUUUAGCUUACCACUUUUUUUUCUUGUGUACUGUAAAAGACACUUGUGAUGUUUGGAGUACAAAUUUCAGAAUGUUCAAUUCCUUUCAA
Molecule: messenger RNA, 2544 nt
Organism: Gossypium arboreum
Lineage: Eukaryota; Viridiplantae; Streptophyta; Magnoliopsida; Malvales; Malvaceae
Product: probable nucleolar protein 5-2
Exons: 9
Coding region: 544-2232 (562 amino acids)
Cellular component (GO): box C/D methylation guide snoRNP complex; small-subunit processome
Molecular function (GO): snoRNA binding
Source: RefSeq, a predicted model, not a curated record